This is a messenger RNA of Ceratotherium simum simum (southern white rhinoceros), 5831 nucleotides long. The record is from RefSeq and is a predicted model, not a curated record. NCBI's taxonomy places the organism in Eukaryota, Metazoa, Chordata, Mammalia, Perissodactyla, Rhinocerotidae.
AUAUGAAAUGCACUGGGAGCAGAAAUUGUUUGAAUAGGAGAAGUAGAUUUGGUUCCCGAGAAAGAGACUGGCUGAGAGAAGAUGUGAGGAGAGGCUGUGUUUACCUUUAUGGAGCAGACAUGACCACUGCCACUGCAACCACCACCUCCUCUGCCUCAUCCUCCUCUGACUUACAUCUUGUCCUUUGCACAGUAGAGACACCAGCAUCAGAAAUAUGUGCUGGAGAGGGAAGGGAAAGUCUUUAUUUACAGCUUCAUGGAGACCUGUUCAGGAGACUGGAGCCUACUGAACGACCUCUUCAGAUGGUUUAUGAUUACUUGUCCAGGCUGGGAUUUGAUGACCCUGUGCGCAUACAGGAGGAGGCAGCAAAUCCCGACCUCGGCUGUAUGCUGCGAUUCUAUGGUGAAAAACCAUGCCAGAUGGAUCAUCUGGAUCGAAUCCUUCUGUCUGGCAUCUAUAAUGUACGCAAGGGAAAGACUCAGCUGCAUAAGUGGGCUGAACGCCUGGUUGUCCUCUGUGGCACCUGCCUCAUCGUUUCCUCAGUGAAGGAUUGUCAAACUGGAAAGAUGCACAUUUUGCCUCUGGUUGGGGGAAAGGUAGAAGAAGUGAAGCGACGGCAGUACUCACUUGCAUUCAGUUCAGCUGGAGCCCAAGCUCAAACCUAUCAUGUCAGCUUUGAGACGUUAGCUGAGUACCAGAGAUGGCAACGGCAAGCAUCCAAGGUGGUGUCCCAGCGAAUCAGUACUGUUGAUCUCUCAUGUUACAGCCUUGAGGAGGUUCCUGAGCAUCUCUUCUACAGUCAAGAUAUCACCUACCUCAACUUGCGACACAACUUCAUGCAAUUAGAAAGACCAGGGGGCCUUGACACUCUCUACAAGUUUUCUCAGCUGAAGGGCCUGAACUUGUCCCACAAUAAACUUGGAUUGUUUCCUGUGUUGUUAUGUGAAAUUUCUACCCUGACUGAGCUCAACCUUUCCUGUAAUGGAUUUCACGACCUGCCAAGUCAGAUUGGCAAUCUACUAAAUCUUCAAACCCUCUGUCUUGAUGGCAACUUUCUGACUACUUUACCUGAAGAAUUGGGAAAUCUGCAGCAACUUUCCUCCCUGGGAAUUUCCUUCAACAACUUUAGUCAAGUUCCUGAGGUUUAUGAGAAACUCACUAUGUUGGAUAAAGUGGUUAUGGCAGGAAAUCAACUGGAAGUCCUAAACCUAGGGGUGCUGAACAGGAUGAGCCAUAUCAAAUAUGUUGAUUUAAGGAUGAACCAUUUGAAAACCAUGCUUAUUGAAAAUCUGGAGGGAAAUAAAUACAUCACCCACAUGGAUUUGCGGGACAAUCAACUGACUGAUUUAGAUCUUAGCUCCUUAUGUAGCUUGGAGCAGCUGCAUUGUGAGCGGAACCAGCUGAGGGAGCUGACACUCAGUGGCUUCUCCCUUCGAACUCUCUACGCCAAUUCGAACAAGCUGACGGCAGUGAAUGUCUAUCCAGUACCCAGUCUACUCAGUUCUCUAGAACUCUCCCGAAACCUGCUAGAGUGUGUCCCUGACUGGGCCUGUGAAGCAAAAAAGAUAGAAAUAUUAGAUGUGAGCUAUAAUCUUCUAACAGAGGUUCCUAUGAGAAUUCUCAGUAGCUUGAGUCUUAGAAAACUGAUGGUGGGACACAAUCAUGUGCAAAACCUUCCCGUGCUGGUGGAGCACAUCCCCCUGGAGGUGCUGGAUAUUCAGCAUAACUUACUCACCAGGCUGCCAGACACCCUCUUCUCCAAGGCCUUAAAUCUCAGAUACCUGAAUGCAUCGGCAAAUAGUCUGGAGUCUUUGCCAUCUGCCUGUGCUGGCGAGGAGAGUCUGAGUGCACUGCAGCUGCUCUAUCUGACCAACAACCUCCUGACAGAUCAGUGUGUGCCUGUGCUGGUUGGGCACCCACACCUGCGAAUCUUGCAUCUCGCAAACAACCAGCUACAAACUUUUCCUGCAAGCAAACUAAAUAAAUUGGAGCAAUUGGAGGAACUCAACCUAAGUGGCAACAAGCUUAAAACCAUUCCCACAACCAUAGCAAACUGCAAAAGGCUGCACACCCUUGUCGCUCACUCCAACAACAUUAGCAUUUUCCCAGAAAUACUGCAGUUGCCUCAGAUCCAGUUUGUAGACCUAAGUUGCAAUGACUUGACAGAAAUCCUGAUUCCCGAGGCUCUGCCUGCUACUUUACAAGACCUUGACCUGACUGGUAAUACAAAUCUUGUUCUGGAACACAAGACGCUGGACACAUUUAGCCAUAUCACAACCCUAAAAAUUGAUCAGAAACCUUUGCCAACCACCGAUUCUACAGUUGCAUCCACCUUCUGGAGCCAUGGACUGGCUGAGAUGGCAGGGCAGAGAAAUAAGCUGUGUGUAUCUGCCCUAGCUGUGGAUAACUUUGCAGAGGGGGUGGGAGCUGUGUAUGGCAUGUUUGAUGGGGACCGAAAUGAGGAGCUCCCUCGCCUACUCCAGUGUACCAUGGCAGAUGUGCUUUUGGAAGAGGUACAGCAGUCGACAAAUGACACAGUCUUCAUGGCUAACACCUUCUUGGUAUCUCACAGGAAAUUAGGAAUGGCUGGCCAGAAGCUGGGCUCCUCUGCUCUCCUCUGUUACAUCCGCCCUGAUUUGGCUGAUCCAACAAGUAGUUUUAGCUUGACAGUGGCCAACGUUGGCACGUGCCAAGCAGUCCUGUGCCGAAGUGGGAAACCAGUGCCCCUCUCUAAGGUCUUCAGCCUGGAACAGGACCCCAAAGAGGCUCAGAGGGUAAAGGACCAAAAAGCCAUCAUAACAGAGGACAACAAAGUGAAUGGGGUAACCUGCUGUACCCGGAUGCUGGGUUGUACAUACCUCUACCCUUGGAUCCUCCCCAAGCCCCACAUAUCUUCCACUCCGCUUACUAUUCAAGAUGAAUUGCUGAUUCUGGGAAACAAAGCAUUGUGGGAACACUUGUCAUAUACAGAAGCUGUCAACGCAGUACGCCAUGUACAAGACCCAUUAGCAGCUGCCAAAAAACUGUGCACGUUAGCCCAGAGCUAUGGUUGUCAGGAUAAUGUGGGGGCAAUGGUGGUUUAUUUGAACAUUGGUGAAGAAGGCUGCACUUGUGAAAUGAAUGGGCUCACCCUCCCAGGUCCUGUGGGAUUUGCUUCAACCACCAUCAUCAAGGAUCCACCCAAACCAACCACUCCUUCCUCCAGUAGUGGUAUUGCCUCUGAGUUCAGCAGCGAGAUGUCCACUUCAGAGGUGAGCAGUGAGGUGGGAUCCACUGCUUCUGACGAACAUAACACUGUUGGCCUAGAUGGUGGCUUGCUCCCAAGGCCAGAGAGGCGCUGCAGCCUUCAUCCAAUACCCACCUCUGGGGUUUUUCAGCGCCAGCCUUCUUGUGCAACCUUCUCAAGUAACCAGUCUGACAAUGGCCUGGACAGUGACGAUGACCAGCCUGUUGAAGGGGUCAUAACAAAUGGUAGCAAGGUAGAAGUAGAAGUAGAUAUCCACUGCUGUAGGGGAAGGGAUCUUGAGAACUCUCCUACUCUUACAGAGAAUUCUACCCCAUGUCCUGAGGAACAUGCUAGAGGAUUAUUUUUUGGGAUCCGCAGACAGAACAGUGUGAAUAGUGGCAUACUUCUGCCAGUGAGCAAGGACAAGAUGGAGUUACAGAAGUCUCCCUCCACUUCCUGUCUCUAUGGAAAGAAACUCUCCAAUGGCUCUAUUGUUCCCCUAGAAGAUAGCCUGAACCUCAUUGAAGUGGCCACAGAAGCACCCAAGAAGAAAACCGGCUAUUUUGCUGCCCCCACUCAGCUGGAGCCAGAGGAUCAGUUUGUUGUACCUCGUGACCUAGAAGAAGAAGUGAAGGAGCAAAUGAAACAACACCAGGAAAGCAGGCCUGAGCCUGAGCCCAGCGAAGAGGAUCGGACCGAACUCCCGGAGGAGUUUGACACAGCUCUGUGAUCCUCCCCCAGGAGCCACGGCGCUAGGGAAGACUGUGUAGUGUUGGGAUGGGGACCCUUCCAGAGCAUUUUGCCUCUGCAUUUCUAAACCAUAGAUGAAGAGGGUAGAACUUGGAGCCAGAAAUGGUGAGAGCUAUCAGGGUCUUGCUCUGGAUAAGCUAGUAAACGCCAUCAGUGUUAAGGUUCACAUUUAACCUGCAUUGGAAUUCCCAAAGUUCCUGGGGAGAAAGCAGAUGUUGCCCUGUAUCAGUCCUACCACCUGCCAUUAACCCUUUCUCUCCUAGGAUGAUUUUGAGGAUUUGCCUGCCUGGGCAGGAAAGGGACUAUCUCUGUGGAGGAAGUAACUGAAGAUUGAUUCUCUUUACUGAUUGCUGCUGAUGGAUCUCUGUGACAGAGAAAUCACCUUCUAUCUCAACCUAACUGAUGGGAUGUGAUGUGACUAGUCACAUGGCUUUUCAUUCUUCUCUACGAGAAUACAGCCUAUUGAAAUGACGUUUAUUGGAAAUGUAGAACCAAUCAAACAGAUAAUUUAUGUAUGUAAUGUAAUGAGAGCACUUUUCAUUGACUGUGAACUUUUUAUUAUCGAAUCUGCACUCGAGCCAAUCUUCUUAGAGGCAGCCCAGCACCUUUGUCCAUAGGCAAAAUGAUCAUCGGGUGUUGGAGCCUUCUUUGAGGGUACUAGGAAGGGCCCUGGGAAAUCGAUUUAACUAUUAGAUGUCAGACUCGGAAAGCUCCUGAAACUUAGGGGAGUAGGAUCUUCUUUUGGGGAUGAAGAUGGGGAAGGACUGAGGACUAAGACUACUUCCCCCCAAAUCACAAGAAGAGAAUAACUCCUUGAUAAAUGUGACACUUGCUAGGAAUUUCCCAGCAGAUCACAAGAGAGGCAUUUGGGGAUUGGCCUUUUUCCAUAACGUGUGAUGGAGUUGGCAGUCAGCCUCCUAGUAUGUGGGGCCAAGGCUGAUGCUGCUUUUGCAUCCAAGUAACCGUGAGUUAUAGCAGAUGUCGCUGAACAGACUGAGGCUGAAUGAGAACAGAUGGGUGGAGCUCACGAUCAGACAAGUUCCUUCUAGAGCAGAGGGACGGUUUUCUAAAAUGUUGGAAGUGAGUUGAGAGUUCACCUCUUUAAUGUUUAACAGAGUAUUCUUCUGAAAACUGCUUAUCCACCUCACAUGGUUUCAGAGUACUGGCCUCAAUUACUAAUAUAAGAAAGACUUAAUUGAGAAAUUCCUAAGCAUAUAGAAAACCUGGUUUACUGUAUUUCUUGCACAUUCCAUGUAACCCUAGCAAAAUGCAAGUCCUUCCUAUUUGUGUUCUGUUGCCUUUUCCAUUAGAAGAUUUACUUAGGAAAAUUAAUUCCUACAAAAUUUUGACAUUGCUUGAUUUUACCCAAUGGGGAAUGUACUUUGAAUUUUUAGAAUACUUUCACAAAAAGAAAAUAGGGUAGAACCAUUUUUAAUUUGUUUCAUGAGAAGCAAAAUGUUAAAGAUAAGGUUGAUAUAUACAUAAAUAUAGGGUUUUUUUGAAGUUUUUGUUAAAGGAACAGUAGAAAACCAGAUAACCUGUCCACAAAUGGUUAUGUCUCUUCAUCUUCUCAGAGGCCCUCUACCCAUGUGCGUGUGUCAGUGGGAUACACUGUUGGGGGAUUCCAUACCACUCCAGUGGCUGUCUAAUGUUCAACCCCUCAAGAAUCUGAAUUUGAGUCCCCAAAUUGUCAGAAACACUUGACUUCUCUGUGUCAAACUACUGGUCAGCUACUGAAAAAUUGUAGAACUCAGGUCUUAUUUGAAGUGGAGAACAUAGUGGCUCAUACAAAGUUUUGGUGCUGUUAGAAAGAUGGGCACAAUUGUGUGGCUGCCUUAUUUUUAUAUGGGAAAAU